Messenger RNA from Phytophthora infestans T30-4, 898 nucleotides. RefSeq lists its product as uncharacterized. The coding region runs from base 1 to 789 and encodes 262 amino acids. The transcript has 8 exons. NCBI's taxonomy places the organism in Eukaryota, Oomycota, Peronosporomycetes, Peronosporales, Peronosporaceae. The record is from RefSeq and is a predicted model, not a curated record.
AUGAGGAAAUACGAAGACACUUGGGUGGUGGAUCGCACCAUGUUCGAAUACGUCAACCAGGGAGGCUGUAGCUGCUGUGGCGUGACGCACACAAUUAUGAACUUAGCGGAGUUCGCCAGCAAAUGCUCGGACUGGGAGACCGACGAUGAAAACAAGGAACAAUUUUCACCCUGGCCAACAUUCAUUCACGAGGAGAUUCUGACGGAGCGAGCUCGCUUGCGGGUGGCGAUGAAAGCUGACAUGAACAAGUACAAAGACUUUGUCGAUACCCACAUGAAGGGCUUUAUGGAUUGGUGGUCUCGACUGGGAGAAAACGCAAAGGCGAGGCAAGUUAGGACUACGUAUGACUUCGCGCUUUACUUUCGUGUCCAAACCAAGGUGAAAGGGUCCUAUGAGAUUCUGCUCUGUGCCAUCUUGGAGCAGAUCCGCCACUUCCAGGAGACAGGAUACACCGAUGGCCGAGUGGCAGCGGAGCUCUUCUUCGAGAAAAACCUUCACCAACGUGAGAGCUUUGUGCUCGACUCUCAGUACAUUGCGAAUGAAGCCGGCGACAAGAACUUCUUCGAAAUGCUGAAGAUUCUUGGCGGACCCAAAUUGCUCCCUGUUCGGACGGCACGUAACCCAAACGAAAAUACCGAAGCAGAGGCAGAGCAAGCAAAGAGCGAAAACAACGUGCAGAGCUUCCGCUCGGAUCGACGCUUGGUUCGUCUGGUGUUGUUCCGUAUUUUCGCUGACAUGGCGAUACGGAAGUACACGCGCGAAGUCGUGAACGCUGAGUCGAUCAACUGACAAGAUCCGUAAAACCCAGAAUUUCUGUUCUCAGAUGAAGGGAGCGAUUCCAGCAGGAGGAACCCGCCUGAUAACAACAAAUGAGUACAUUUGAGUUAGAAUGAGCCUA